CGCCAGUAUAUUUUGAUACGUCAAUUAAAAUGGUUCAUUGGGACGUCAAAGGGAAAUCGGUGCUUAUCACCGGAGGAGCGUCAGGUUUGGGCGCGGCGUAUGUCCAGGGCUUCCUGAAGGCAGGAAUCAAACAAGUCGCUGUGCUAGAUAUAGCUGAAGAUGCAGGAAAGCAGUUCACCGCUGACAUGAACAAGACAUACCCUGGGAAGGUGAUCUUCGUGAAAUGCGACGUGGGCAAUGAGGAGUGCAUAACUGCAGCAUUCAAUGAGGUCGUUGCCAAGUUCAAGACUGUUGACAUUGUGUUCAAUAAUGCAGGAAUUAUGAACGACGCGCCUCAUAUAUGGAGAAAGAUGUGCGACGUCAACGUGCAAGGUUUGAUAUCGUUCACAUACAAAGCCAUCAAGCACAUGCGUACGGACGAUGGCGGUGCUGGGGGUACCAUCAUUAACAUAGCGUCCGUCGCGGCGAUAACUAAAGGCGACCUGCUGCCGGCAUAUUCCGCUACCAAGACUGCUGUCCUACAGUUCUCACAAUGCAUCGCUGGUAACUUAUUCGAGCAAGCGGGUAUAAGAAUACUAACCCUAUGCCCAGGUCCCACGGACACGCCGCUCUUACACAACUUGAAAGAAAGAGGCGGUGAUGAAAGAGCUGGAGAGAAACUUGAAAAUGUUCUAACCAAUUCCGAAGUUGUCACACAAUCCGUGGAUUCAGCGGUGAAGGCAAUGUUGAAGAUGUACGAAGACGCAGAGAACGGAUCGAUUUGGUUGACAACCGACAACAAGCCCGUAAAGAAUAUCACGCCCGUUAUUGACGACGCAUUUAACAGUUUCAUGAAUGCUAUGAGAAAUUAAAAGUUUUAAAAGUC
Molecule: messenger RNA, 865 nt
Organism: Papilio xuthus (Asian swallowtail)
Lineage: Eukaryota; Metazoa; Arthropoda; Insecta; Lepidoptera; Papilionidae
Product: 15-hydroxyprostaglandin dehydrogenase [NAD(+)]-like
Exons: 5
Coding region: 30-851 (273 amino acids)
Cellular component (GO): cytoplasm
Molecular function (GO): oxidoreductase activity, acting on the CH-OH group of donors, NAD or NADP as acceptor
Source: RefSeq, a predicted model, not a curated record